Molecule: messenger RNA, 390 nt
Organism: Colletotrichum tamarilloi
Lineage: Eukaryota; Fungi; Ascomycota; Sordariomycetes; Glomerellales; Glomerellaceae
Exons: 1
Coding region: 1-390 (129 amino acids)
Source: RefSeq, a predicted model, not a curated record
AUGCAUACAUCAACCCUCCUCGCAACCCUCCUCCCCGCCGCAGGAGCCUUCGCUCAAUACGGCUACGGCGCACAAGAAUCCUCCACAAACACCGCCACCGCCGCCGCCUCCUCCUCCUCCAGCAUUGCCGGCGUCCACGUCGUCAAGGUCGGCGACGGCGGCCUCACCUUUGAGCCCAACAGCAUCACCGCCGCCGUCGGCGAGGUCGUCGAGUUCCACUUUUACCCCCGCGCCCACUCCGUCGCUCAGUCGGCCUUUGACUCGCCUUGCCAACCGCUGACCAACGGAUCCACGACGGGCUUCUUCAGCGGUCCGGUUCAGGUUGCGUCUGGUGUUGGGUCGGAGGUGUUCACUGUUGAGGUCAAGGAUACGAAUCCCAAGUGGUUUUAA